AUGGUAAUCUGUGGUACAGAUCUUUUUUCAUCCAUUUUACCUUAUGUUCACGUACUUUCAUCAUCAUCAUUAUCAAAAUCAACAUAUUGUUCGCAAUGUUUGAUUUUAUCAACUGAUUUAAAACGUUGUUCAAAAUGUCAUCAAAUAUCUUACUGUUCAAUAUCAUGUCAACGACAAGAUUGGAUAUAUCAUAAAUAUGAAUGUAUACAUUUACAUACUAUAACAGAUGAAUAUGAUUUAACACGACUUUUUUUACGUUUAAUAAUACGUUAUAAAAAUGAUAAUGGCAUUGAAAAUUCUUCGACAAAACGUUGUUUAAAUGAUCUUAAAACACAUGAAAAUGAAAUACGUCAUGAUAAACGACGUUAUACAAUAUUUCAAUUAAUAUAUCAACGUUUAAAACAAUGGAAUUUAUUCGAUCAAUUAGAUGAAUUAAUAAUUUUUCAACAAUUUUGUCGUUUAAUUAUUAAUACAUUGACAAUACAUGAUACAAUUGAUUUAAAAUGUAUUGGUUAUGGUUUAUAUUUUAAUGCAACAAUAUAUAAUCAUUCAUGUAGUCCAACAUGUCAUACAGUAUUUAAUGGUAUAUAUUUAUCAAUUCGAACAUUAUGUGAUGAAUCUAGUGAUGAAUGGACAAUAAAUUAUAUUGAUCUAUUAGAAUCAUAUCAAAAUCGACAAGAUUAUUUACAUGAAAAUUAUUAUUUUAAUUGUCAAUGUAAACGUUGUUUAAAAAAUGAUAAAAAUGAAUUAAUUUUAUUAGAAAAAAUUCGUUAUAAUGAACAACAAAUGGAUAAAUUCAUAGAUAAAAAUGAAUUCAAUAAUGCAUAUCAAAUAAGUAAAAAUUUAUCAGAUUAUUAUAAUGAAAUUUUACCAUAUUAUCAUGCUUAUGUAUCAUUACAUCAUGUUAAACAUCUUAAAUUAGAAUUAUACUUAGCUGAAACAAUUUCAAAUCUUAUUCUUCAAUCAACAAUAAAAAAUACUUGUCAAAGAGUACAAAUAUCUAUGGGAGAAAAACAUCCAUUAACACAAGAAACAAUAAAUUUAUGUGAACAUUAUAAACUAGAAAUGACGAUGAAACAAAAACAAAUUAAAUGA
Molecule: messenger RNA, 1095 nt
Organism: Adineta steineri
Lineage: Eukaryota; Metazoa; Rotifera; Eurotatoria; Adinetida; Adinetidae
Source: the annotation of a GenBank genome assembly